AUGAGGAAGACAAACUGGGUGGUCAGCUUGGAAGAAGACAUACAUGAAAUUGUCUCACAACUAACCACCAACAGUGCUGAGAAUUUCUCCACUCUCACCAGUGUGGGGAUGAAGGGCAUCACCAACAGUUUUGAGAAUUUCUCCACUCUUUCCAUUGUGGGGAUGGAGGGCAUCGGUAAGACAACUCUCGCCAAGAUGGUGUUUAAUAAUAGAGCUAUUCAGAAGCAUUUCGUUCACAGAUACUGGGUAUCUCUACCAGAUAUAACAGAUGAUAAGACCGAACUCUUGAAAAAAUUAGGAAAAGAGGUGCUGCCAGCUAAUGAGAAAGAGAAGGAAAAAGAUUACUCUUACAAGGUGGUGAAUGAUUUUUUGAAAACUAGGAAGUACCUUCUAGUUCUUGACAAAAGUCCCAACAAGGAAACCUGGGAUACUCUAAAAGAAGCAUUCCUAGAUAACGGAAAAGGGAGCAGAAUUUUGCUCACCACACGGGACAAGAGUGUAGCUUCACAUGCUGGCACAAGUUGCAAACCGUACCAUAUUAGACUACGAACUAAUGGUGAGAGCCGGGCUUUGUUUGGGCAGAUGGUGCACUGUAUGGAUGAACCUUCUCAUCCUAAUCAUGAAACCUCUUCAGAAUUGAAAAAUCUUGUCAAAAAAGUUGUAAGAAGAUGUGGGGGCUUGCCACUUUCCAUCUUAAAUCAUGGCUAUCUAUUGUCCGGGAAAGAAGUGACCACUGAUGACUUGUCAAGGGUGCUUGAGCAUGUCAAUCCUUACCAAAGACCAUGUUCAGAAAAUUUGGAAAAAAACAAAAAAGACUUGCAUCCGUAUUUAAGUCAAUGUCUUUCUUACUUUGUGAAAUUUCCGAAAGACACAGAAAUUUCUUCAAGAAGAUUAGCAGCUUUGUGGGUUGCAGAAGGGCUCGUAGAAGUGAGUGAUAAUAAGCCUCUUAAAUCUUUUGCAGAGAAUUAUUUGUUAGAGUUGAUAAGCCAUAACUUGUUACAGAUACUGGAGAGAAAGAUGAACGGGAAUGCUAGGACAUGUGUCUUACCUUAUCUUGUCAAGGCUUUGGUGGUAGCAAUUAUUCACCGAAUAUAUCACAAAGCUCCAAAAAUCCCCAGUCCAUGGUCUGUUUUGAUACUAGAGAAGGAGAUAAAUCUGGAGAAGAAAUUGAAACUUCAAAACCUGUAUUUGAGCGAUUUUUGUCGGAGCAAAAUUGAUCAUCAACCUGAAAAGAAAUAUCAUCAACCCAAUAGGAAAUUUCUGCAAAAUCUUCAAAUUUUGCGAAGUGGAUUUGUAGAUGAAGACAAUCCUCUGAAGGAUGCCUUCAAUAUGAUGACAAACCUUCAGAUAUUAGAUCUGGCGUUCCAUCAACCUCAAGAUCUCUAUGUAGAUCACUUGUCAGGCCUCAAAUAUCUCUCAUCCCUAUCUCUGUUUGGAAAAUUGAAUGAUCCAUCCACCAUCAUAAACACUACUGCACUCCCCCAAAGCCUGACUGAUCUUACUUUAUCAGCCUCUGGCCUUUCAGAUGAUCCAAUGCCACAGUUAGAGAAGCUUCACAAACUUGAGUGCCUUACUUUCUACUCUGCUUCUUAUACUGGGAAAAGCAUGUUUUGCUCUAAGGGAGGCUUCCCUCAGCUUCAAGUUCUGAAAUUCAUAAUGCUUCAGGAAUUGGAAGAAUGGCAUGUGGAGGAACAAGCAAUGCCGACCCUCAAGAAGUUGGAGUUCCGAUCUUGCAAGAAAUUGAAGGUCCCCUCCGGGUUGAUCCAUCUCAAGACCCUUCGUGAAUUGAAGUUAAAAAUGAUGCCACUUAAUUUCACAAGGCAAGUGGAAAAACGCAAGGAGCAAACCUGGGAACAUAUUUCUGUCUUUCCGAUUGUCCUUCCUUUCAUGUCUCAAGCAACUGUUAGGGUCUCCAUGAAUGAGGGUACUAAGAUUGAACCCACUAAAGUUGAGGAAGCAUUUCAGGAUGAAAGUUGGGUUGAAGCUAUGCAUGAUGAACUACUUUAG
This is a messenger RNA of Quercus lobata, 2007 nucleotides long. RefSeq names its product probable disease resistance protein RF9. Gene Ontology annotation, biological process: defense response to other organism. Bases 1 to 2007 code for a protein of 668 amino acids. The record is from RefSeq and is a predicted model, not a curated record. Gene Ontology annotation, molecular function: ADP binding. NCBI's taxonomy places the organism in Eukaryota, Viridiplantae, Streptophyta, Magnoliopsida, Fagales, Fagaceae. The transcript has 6 exons.